Messenger RNA from Myotis davidii, 476 nucleotides. RefSeq names its product cathepsin L (gene CTSL). The record is from RefSeq and is a predicted model, not a curated record. Gene Ontology annotation, cellular component: lysosome. Gene Ontology annotation, biological process: immune response. The transcript has 3 exons. Gene Ontology annotation, molecular function: cysteine-type endopeptidase activity. Lineage: Eukaryota; Metazoa; Chordata; Mammalia; Chiroptera; Vespertilionidae.
UAUUAUGAGCGGCGCUGCAGCAGCGUGGAUCUAGAUCAUGGCGUUCUGGUGGUUGGCUAUGGCUUUGAAGGAGAAGACUCAAGUAACAAUACAUGUUGCCAAUGACACCGGCUUUGUGGACGUCCCUGGGCAGGAGUGUGCCCUCAUGAAGGCAGUGGCAACCGUGGGGCCCAUCUUGGUGGCUAUUGAUGCAAGCCAUCUUAGCUUCUAGUUCUAUAAAGAUGGCGUUUAUUAUGAGCGGCGCUGCAGCAGCGUGGAUCUAGAUCAUGGCGUUCUGGUGGUUGGCUAUGGCUUUGAAGGAGAAGACUCAAGUAACAAUACAUAUUGGAUUGUCAAGAACAGCUGGGGUACAAAGUGGGGCAUGGAUGGCUACAUAAAGAUGGCCAAGGAUCUGGACAACCACUGUGGGAUCGCCUCCAUGGCCAGCUAUCCUACUGUGUGAGAUGGUGGUGACUGAGAUGUGAUUAAGAACAGAA